AGAUAUAUAAAAAUGAAUUUUAUUUUAAUUAAAAUAAAGAUAAUAGAAAUAAUUAAAUUGAUUUUUUUAUGAGAAUAAAAUGAAAAUUAGAGUUAUUUAGUUAAUUAAUAUAAUAUAUUAUUUAAAAACGUGUCAGCUAGAGAAAUAAUGUUCGAUUUGAUAAAAAGAAUAAAAUAAAAUUUGUUUAUUAAAAAUUUAGAUGAUCUUGUUGAACGUUUAAAUGAAUAUGAAUAUUCAUUUAAUAGUCAAUAUGAUUUAAUAGAAAAUGUUAAUAAAAUAAAUCGAAAAGAAAAUCCAUCUCGAUCAUGUAAAUCACGUUUUGAUUUAUCAUUAAAAUUAUUUUAUUAUUCUAUUGAAAAUAUCUUAACUAUUGGAGAAGAAAACAGAUUAAUUUCAAAUGAAUUUAAUUCACAACAAAUUCAACAAUCAUUUCAAUAA
This is a messenger RNA of Rotaria sp. Silwood1, 438 nucleotides long. NCBI's taxonomy places the organism in Eukaryota, Metazoa, Rotifera, Eurotatoria, Philodinida, Philodinidae. The record is from the annotation of a GenBank genome assembly.